GACCGCGGGAGCCGAGCUCAGUCAGAGCGACGCGCCGCGCGCUGACACACGGCCGCAUCUCCUCCCCGCGUCACGCGGAACCGCAGCGCAAGUUCGCUCUCCUUUUUUUUUUUUUGGGGCACUUUGGCAUCGAUGUGCUUUGGAGGAGAAGAGGAGUAAUAUUUCGGGUAUCGACUUGUAGCCAAACGCUGGGUUGUUUGGAAACACUUCUGUUCUCCCCAUCAGCGGCGUUAGGUGUUUCUUUCUUUUUUGGGGGAGUCGGGGGGGAUCCACAAACUGUGGCUUCACCGCCUCGAAGACAGCACGCGAGACUGGGCACGGUGGAGACUUGUUGCGCGCAUCUGGGGAGCGCACGAGUCCAGUUUCUCAUUCACGUCUCCUGUAAAACCUGCGCGUGAUGCUCUGAUUUCAGCGGCGAGUGCAGCGGUGAAUAAUGACCUGUGGAGACCAGGGCAGACCGACAGCCUGAAGUCAGCGCGGCUCGGUGCUCACUGACUAUGAGAAUCUGUUCAUAAUUAAUUAAAUUGGGGCGAUUAGUUUCCUCCUGUCUGUCAGAGCUGCUGCGGAGGAACCCAAACAAACCCAGUUCUGCUCUAAAUGGCAUCCACGCGCAGCCGAGGCAAACUUUAUUCGAGUCAGAACCGGAGACUUGAUUGAUUUGUUUUUUUCCUCUCCCGGUGUUUCUUCCAUCGAGUCCUCCGCCUCUCGCGGACAUGUCUGAGCGCGAUGGAAACGGAGACGGGCUGAGCGGCGACGGCGCGCCGGACUUCAUCCCGCCGAGAGUGUCCCGCGGCCAGCGCAGCGGUGUCAUCCUCCCCGGUGGCGGCCAGGACACCGACGCCGUCCUGCUGGAUUCCGUGAAGGCAGCACCUCGCCGGAGCAGCAUCAUUAAGGAUCCCUUCAUGCAGAAGGUUGGCGGAGGAAGGAAGAAGACGGUGUCCUUCAGUAGCAUGGCCUCUGAGAAGAAGGUGAGCAGCGCCGCCGACUGCUUGGCGUUCAUGCAGGGCGGCUGCGAGCUGAAGAAGAUCCGGCCCAACUCCAGGGUUUACUGCCGCUUCUUCACGCUGGACGGCGACCUCAGCUGCCUGCGCUGGGAGCCGUCCAAGAAGGACGUCGAGCGGGCUCGGCUGGACGUCUCCAGCAUCCGAGAGGUUCGCACCGGGAAGAGCACCGAGACGUUCCGCCACAACGGCCCUCUCGCCGAGCACCUGGCCGAGGAAGCGGCCUUCUCGGUCAUCCACGGGGACGAUUACCAGUCUCUGGACUUGGUCGCGUUGUCGGCCGAUGUGGCCAACAUCUGGGUGACGGGCCUUCGCUACCUGUUGGCCCACCCCUCGGUCAUCGGGGGUGCCGGCGGAGGAGUCGGGGGGCUGGGCGAAGGAGGAGGCCUGGCGGGGGACGGCAGCCCGGGGGGGAGGAUGAGGAGCGAGUGGCUGGCGGCGGAGUUCGCCCAGGUGGACGAAGACGGCUACGGCAUCGUGAAGGAGGACGUGGCCGUCGCCACCAUCUGCAAGCUGUGCCCCGGGAUCAAGGAGGCGAAGGUGCGUCUGCGUUUCAAGGAGAUCCAGCGCAGCAAGGAGAAGCUCACCUCCCACGUGACCCGCGAGGAGUUCCACGAGGCCUUCUGCGAGCUGUGCACCCGGCCGGACGUCUACUUCCUGUUGGUGCAGCUGUCGAAGGACCGGGAGUGCCUGGACCCUCAGGACCUCCGCCUCUUCUUGGAGACGGAGCAGGGCUUGUCUCUGGUGACCACGGAGAGCUGCUGGGAGCUCCUGCGGCGCUGGGAGCCCUCGGCCCAGGGCAAGGAGAGGGGGCUGCUGGGUCUGGACGGGUUCGCCCGCUACCUGCAGUCUCCGGAGUGCCAGCUGCUCGACCCGGAGCACCUGGGGGUUUGUCAGGACAUGAACAUGCCUCUGGCCCACUACUACAUCAGCACCUCGUACCGCUCCUACCUGCUGGACGACCAGCUCCACGGCAGAGCGGACCUCGGGGGCUUGAUCAAGGCCCUGCAGUUCGGCUGCCGAUGCAUGGAGCUGGGAGUGACCGACGGCCCGGAGGGGGAGCCUCUCCUCGGCGUCGACUAUGGCCCGGAUAACGCCCGUCACAACCACCACCACCACCACCACCACCAUCACGCGCCCAUCACUCUCCGCUCCGCUCUGGAGGUGGUCAACGAGUACGCCUUCCUGACCUCUCCGUACCCGCUCCUGGUGUACCUGUGCCAGCGCUGUUCCCCCGGCCAGCAGCGCACCAUGGCUCAGCACUUGAAGAAAGUGUUCGGCUCCCGUCUUUACACGCCGGAGGCCGUGCCCGUCGGCCUGGGGGGGCGGGCCACGGCCUUGCCCUCCCCCGAGCAACUGAAGGGACGCAUCCUGAUCGUGGGGAAGAAGCUCCCUCCGGAGCAGGACGGCUCCGACGGGGAGGUGUCCGAGGAGGAUGAGGAGAUUGGAGGAGGGGGGCCCCUGGCGGGACGGCGAAUGACCAUCCCCGGCGAGGAGGAACUGGGCGUGGUCUUGGUGGUGCCUCCGCCUUCUCAGCCCAGGAAGCUGCGCCUCCACAAGGAGCUGUCGGACCUGGUGGCAAUCGCUCGCACGGGCAGCCGCAGCUUCUACGCCCAGAGGGCCGGUCACCGCCAGUCCCAGCCCAGCAGCCCCUCCUCCCCCUGCACGCCGCCGCCUUCCGAGUCGCCUCAUUGGACGCUGUGCUCCCUGGGCGAGGGCGAGGGCGGCCGCCUCACCGCGGAGAGCCCGGAGGACCUCGUGAUGUUCACCAAGCGCACCCUGACUCGGGUGCGACCCAGCUCAGUGCGUCUCGACUCCAGUAACCCCAACCCACAAGGGUACUGGAAGGGAGGCGUCCAGCUCGUGGCCUUGAACCAGCAGACGCCCGGCGCCAUGCUGGACCUUCACAGGGGUCGCUUCUCUCAGAACGGAGGGUGCGGUUACGUCCUCCGACCGGCCGUGAUGAGGGACGAGGUGUCGUAUUUCAGCGCUCACACGCAGGGCCGCGUGCCAGGAGUGCCAGCGCAAACCCUACGGAUCAAGGUGAUCAGUGCCCACAACCUGCCCAAGCCUCAGGGAUCAGGGGCAAAGGGAGAGGUCAUUGACCCGUACGUGGUGCUGGAGCUGCACGGCGUACCGGCCGACUGCGCCGAGCAGCGGACACGCACCGCCGCUCAGAACCAGGACGACCCGCUGUUUGAUGAGACCUUUGAGUUUCGGGUCAACAUGCCGGAGCUGGCGUUGCUGCGCUUCGUGGUUUUAGACGACGACUACAUCGGAGACGACUUCAUCGGCCAGCACAGCGUGGCCUUCGAGUGCCUUCAGCCCGGCUACCGCAACGUGCCCCUGCUGGGCAUGGCGGGAGACCCCUUGCCCCACACCAGCCUGUUCGUCCACGUGGCGAUCACCAACCGGCCGGGAGGCGGGAAGUCCCAGCGGCGAGGUCUGUCGGUGAGGAGGGGGGGGAGGCGAGGCCGGGAGUACGUCACGCUGAGGCACACCGGCAUCAAGGUGCUGGACGAGACCUUCAAGCCGGCUGGCGCCCCCCUCAAGGAGGCCACGGACCUGCGGGAGGAGGCUCAGAGCGCCACCGCCGGCUUCAAGGAGCAGUGUGGGCUCCCCGCGGUGGCCAAACUGAAGCAGUGCAUCCAGAGCCUGACCACCAGGCUGCAGAGCCCCGAGGGCCCCAUGGGGGCCGCCAUGGUGCUGAAGGAGGGCUACCCGUGUCUGGAGCCGCUGGUCAACCUCGCGGAGCCCACACGCAAACUGCUCGCCGCCUACGACACGAUGAUCGCCGCCCAGAAGCAGCUGAUUGAGAAAUCGGACGCCGUUCAGGAGCGCAUCGACCAGGUGCAGAGAGAAGGAAUGGACUUCCAUGAGGAACUCGCUCGGCUCGGGGAGAGGGAGGGGCUGAAGGGCCGCAAGCAGAGCAAAGCUGUGGAGAGUUUCACCUGGAACAUCACUGUGCUCAAGGGUCAGAGCGAUCUGUUACGGGGCGCGAAGAUGGAUUCUCUGGACGCGCUGAGGCAGCUGGCUCUGGCCUGUGAAGCCUGUGGACUCACCUCCUCCUCCUCCUCCUCCUCCUCCUCCUCCACCUUCUCCACCGCCGAGCUGCAGUCCUCCACCCACUCUCUGUCUCGCCGCCGAGCCAGCACACACGGCAACGGACGCAUUUGA
Molecule: messenger RNA, 4178 nt
Organism: Pseudoliparis swirei
Lineage: Eukaryota; Metazoa; Chordata; Actinopteri; Perciformes; Liparidae
Gene: plcl1
Product: phospholipase C like 1
Exons: 12
Coding region: 714-4178 (1154 amino acids)
Biological process (GO): lipid metabolic process; intracellular signal transduction
Molecular function (GO): phosphatidylinositol-4,5-bisphosphate phospholipase C activity
Source: RefSeq, a predicted model, not a curated record